Messenger RNA from Nerophis lumbriciformis (worm pipefish), 1374 nucleotides. Lineage: Eukaryota; Metazoa; Chordata; Actinopteri; Syngnathiformes; Syngnathidae. The record is from RefSeq and is a predicted model, not a curated record.
AUGGGUGUCAGUGUAAAGAGCGAAGAAGACAAGGGUCCAUGCGAUGACAGCGGAGCAGUGAAACCUUCGCGCGACGGCUCAUUUCAGCACUUGACAACAAAAGGAGAGCAACCGGACGGCCUCUUAGCUCCGCUUUCGGACAGCGAUGACAUAACGUCACAUUCUUCUGACUUUAAUACUGAUGAGGAGGUGGAUGACUUUGACCAAAAUGCUUCAAAAUCCUUAGAAAAGUCACCAUUGAAAAGAGACGCAAAAGAAGGCGCGGUUGGGAAACCUUUUUCCUGCUCACGUUGUGAUAAAACAUUUCCUUGGAAAUCCAACUUAAAGGCACACAUGCGUACUCACACUGGAGAGAAACCUUUUGCCUGCACAGUUUGUGAUCAAAAAUACUCCACAAAGGCAAAUUUAAACAUUCACACAAGAAUGCACACUGGAGAGAAGCCUUAUGCCUGCACACUUUGUGGUAAACGAUUCACUCAGAAGGGACAAUUAGUUUUGCACACAAGAAACCACACUGGAGAGAAGCCUUUUGCCUGCACAUGUUGUGGUAAACAAUUCGCUCAGAAGGGGCAAUUAGUAGUGCACAAAAGAAACCAGACUGGAGAGAAACCUUUUGCCUGCACAGUUUGUGAUAAAAAAUACUCUACAAAGGCAAAUUUAAACAUUCACACAAGAAUACACACUGGAGAGAAGCCUUUUGUCUGCACACUUUGUGGUAAAGGAUUCACUCAGAAGGGACAAUUAGUAUUCCACACAAGAACCCACACUGGAGAGAAGCCUUUUGCCUGCACACUUUGUGGUAAAAAAUUCACUCAGAAGCAGGAUUUAGAAAGGCACAAGCGUUUACACACUGGAGAGAAGCCUUUUGUCUGCACAUGUUGUGGUAAAAGAUUCACUCGGAAGGGACAUUUAGUAUUGCACACAAGAAACCACACUGGAGAGAAGCCUUUUGCAUGCACACUUUGUGGUAAAAGAUUCACUCAGAAGCAGGAUUUAGAAAGGCACAAGCAUAUACACACUGGAGAAAAGCCUUUUAUCUGCUCACUUUGUGGUAAAAGAUUCACUCAGAAGGGACAAUUAGUGGUGCACACAAGAAACCACACUGGAGAGAAGCCUUUUGCCUGCACACAUUGUGGUAAAAGAUUCACUGUGAAGGAUAGUUUAAAUAAACACACAAGAACACACACUGGAGAGAAGCCUUUUGCCUGCACACUUUGUGGUAAAAGAUUCAUCGCGAAGGAUGGUUUAAAGAAACACAGAAGAACACACACUGAGGAGAAGCCUUAUGCCUGCACACUUUGUGAUAAAAAAUACUUUGCGAAGGCAGAUUUAAACAUUCACACAAGAACACACACUGGAGAGAAGCCUUUUGCC